Messenger RNA from Siniperca chuatsi (mandarin fish), 9567 nucleotides. RefSeq names its product receptor tyrosine-protein kinase erbB-4-like. Gene Ontology annotation, cellular component: signaling receptor complex; basal plasma membrane. Bases 295 to 4533 code for a protein of 1412 amino acids. Gene Ontology annotation, molecular function: epidermal growth factor receptor binding; ATP binding; transmembrane receptor protein tyrosine kinase activity. The transcript is spliced from 27 exons. The record is from RefSeq and is a predicted model, not a curated record. NCBI's taxonomy places the organism in Eukaryota, Metazoa, Chordata, Actinopteri, Centrarchiformes, Sinipercidae. Gene Ontology annotation, biological process: positive regulation of cell population proliferation; protein phosphorylation; cell surface receptor protein tyrosine kinase signaling pathway.
CCGGCGCUAUGGCAGUGUGAGGAGUAAAUGGCUCAGAGUAUCCGCGGUGGAAACCGACCUAAACACUGGUCUGGGAACUGAUAAACAAACACAACAAAAUAACGCGGUGCGUAAAAGCUCUCCACGGCGCUGGUUGUGGGUGCGCACGGAAACUGUGCCAGUUGUCGAAGAAGCCAAGAAGACUCCGACGGUUUUUUUUUUUUGGUUGUUAAUUUUUGUGUGUGUGAAAAACGAGGAUAUCUUAAUUGGACAUGUGAGUUACGGGAGUUAACAAGACAAGCAGCCUUUUCAAAGAUGAAGUUCCCAGCUUGUGUCCUCGUCACUUUGGUGGUCAUCCGAUCGAGUGCAGCACAGUCAGUUUGUCCUGGCACGGAGAACAAGCUGAGCACCCUGUCUGACCUGGACCAGCAGUACCGCACCCUGAAGAAGCUCUUCGAGAACUGUGAAGUCGUGAUGGGCAAUUUGGAGAUCACCAGCAUCGAUCGAAACCGCAACCUCUCCUUCCUUAAGUCAAUCAGAGAAGUGACGGGCUACGUGUUGGUGGCUCUCAACCAGUUCGACUACCUGCCACUGGAGAACCUACGGAUCAUCCGAGGCACCAAGCUGUACGAGGGUCGCUACUCUCUGGCCAUCUUCCUCAACUACAGGCGGGAUGGGUACUACGGCCUGAGGCAGCUGGGCCUGCGCAAUCUCACAGAGAUAUUGAAUGGGGGUGUUUAUGUCGACCAGAACAAAUUCCUGUGCCAUGCGGACACCAUCCAUUGGCGUGACAUUAUCAAGAACCCCCAGGCUGAGCUGCUGGUGGUACCGUCCAACAACAGCAACCUCGGAUGCAGACGCUGUCAUCGCUCAUGUAACGGACGCUGCUGGGGCCAUCAGGAAGACCAGUGUCAAACCUUGACAAAGACGGUGUGUGCAGAGCAGUGUGACGGUCGAUGCUUCGGGCCUUACGUCAGCGACUGCUGUCAUCGCGAGUGUGCCGGUGGUUGCUCGGGCCCCAAGGACACGGAUUGCUUCGCUUGCACCAAUUUCAACGACAGCGGAGCAUGUGUGACCCAGUGCCCUCAGCCAUUUGUGUACAACCCCACAUCUUUUCAGUUAGAGCACAACCCCAGAGCCAAGUACACCUAUGGAGCCUUUUGUGUCAAGAAAUGUCCACAUAAUUUCGUGGUGGACCACAGCUCCUGUGUCAGAGCAUGUCCCAGCAACAAGAUGGAGGUGGAGGAAAACCGCAUCAAAAUGUGCAUCCCCUGCACCGACAUCUGUCCUAAAGUGUGUGAUGGCAUAGGGACGGGCAGCCUGCAGACAGCUCAAACAGUGGAUGCCAGCAAUAUUGAUAAAUUUGUCAACUGCACCAAAAUCAACGGCAACCUCAUCUUCCUCAUUACUGGCAUUAAAGGGGACAUGUAUCAUGGUAUUGGCCCUUUGGACCCAGAGCGCCUCAAUGUUUUCCGUACUGUGAAAGAGAUCACAGGUUACCUCAACAUCCAGUCUUGGCCUGAGAACAUGACAGAUCUCAGUGUUUUUUCGAACCUGGCAACUAUUGGCGGUAGAUCUCUUUACAGUGGAAGCGGUAUUUCUCUGUUGAUCUUGAAGCAGCGUUGGAUCUCCUCGCUUCAGUUCCAGUCGCUGGAUGAGAUCAGCGCCGGAAACGUCUACAUCUUCAACAAUAGCCGCCUGUGCUUCUACAACACCGUCAACUGGACGUCGCUUUUCAGGACCCAGAGCCAGAAAGUCCUCAUCCGCAACAACCGAGAUCCAAAGGAAUGCUCUCAGCAGCGAAUGGUGUGUGAUCGGAUGUGUUCGGACGACGGGUGCUGGGGCCCCGGGCCUGACCAGUGUCUUUCCUGCCGAUAUUUCAGACGGGGCCGCACCUGUGUUGAGUCCUGCAACCUCUUUGAUGGGGAAGUGCGUGAAUUUGCCAAUGGAUCCGUGUGCCUGGAGUGUGAUAGCCAGUGUGAGAAAAUGGAUGGGAACACCAUGACAUGUCUUGGCCAGGGCCCGGACAAAUGUGUAAAAUGCCUUCACUUCAAAGAUGGACCCAACUGCGUGGAGAAGUGCCCCGAUGGGUUGCAGGGCGCCAACAGUUUCAUCUUCAAGUACGCCAAGGCCAACAACGAGUGUCAUCCCUGCCAUGCCAACUGCACCCAGGGGUGUGUCGGGCCAAGACUCCAAGAUUGUGUUGGGAUGAUGGACAGGACACCACUAAUAGCAGCUGGCAUUAUCGGCGGCCUAUUUAUCAUCGUCAUUCUGGCGCUCAGUGUGGCCGUUUAUGUUCGACGCAAAAGCAUCAAAAAGAAGAGGGCCUUGCGGCGCUUCUUGGAGACAGAGCUGGUGGAGCCCCUGACCCCCAGUGGAACGGCCCCUAACCAGGCUCAGCUGCGGAUCCUGAAGGAGACGGAGCUGAAGAGGGUCAAGAUUUUGGGUUCAGGGGCUUUUGGAACAGUCUACAAGGGCAUCUGGGUCCCAGAAGGUGAGACAGUGAAGAUCCCUGUGGCUAUUAAAAUCCUCAACGAGGCCACCGGUCCUAAAGCCAACGUGGAGUUCAUGGAUGAGGCUCUGAUCAUGGCCAGCAUGGAGCACCCCCACCUGGUGCGUCUGCUGGGCGUUUGCCUGAGCCCCACCAUCCAGCUGGUCACCCAGCUCAUGCCUCACGGCUGCCUGCUCGACUACGUGCACGAGCACAAGGACAACAUCGGAUCACAGCUGCUGCUCAACUGGUGUGUCCAAAUCGCAAAGGGGAUGAUGUACCUGGAGGAGAGGAGGCUGGUCCACAGGGACCUGGCAGCCCGGAACGUGCUGGUGAAGUCGCCCAAUCACAUCAAGAUCACCGACUUCGGCCUGGCGCGGCUGCUGGACGCUGACGAGAAGGAGUACAACGCAGACGGGGGCAAGGUUGGUAUGCCCAUUAAAUGGAUGGCUCUGGAAUGCAUCCACUACAGGAAGUUUACCCAUCAGAGUGACGUGUGGAGUUAUGGAGUGACCAUCUGGGAGCUGAUGACAUUCGGAGGCAAACCCUAUGACGGCAUUCUCACACGAGAAAUCCCAGACAUUCUGGAGAAAGGGGAGCGUCUGCCCCAGCCACCCAUUUGCACCAUUGAUGUCUACAUGGUCAUGGUCAAAUGCUGGAUGAUUGACGCAGACAGUAGGCCGAAGUUCAAGGAGCUGGCUGCUGAGUUCUGCAGAAUGGCUCGUGACCCCCAGCGUUACCUGGUCAUCCAGGGAGACGACCGCAUGAAGCUUCCCAGCCCCAAUGACAGCAAGUUCUUCCAGAGCCUUCUGGAUGAAGAGGACCUGGAUGACUUGAUGGAUGCUGAGGAGUAUCUGGUGCCUCGAGGUUUCAACAUGGCUCCACCGUCAUACAUAACCAGACCUCGUGUUGACUCCAACAGAAACCAGUUUGGCUAUCGAGAUGGUGGUCCAAACUCUGCAGAGGGCUCUGUGGCAGGUGCCCAAGCCUGUGUGAACCAGGAAGCCACAGGCGGACCGGUUCCGGCCCUGGAGGACCAACGCUGUAAUGGGAGCCUGCAUAAGAAGAGCCUGAGCCAGGCUGGAGGAGAGGACAGUGGGGGCCAGAGGUACAGCGCUGACCCCACCAUCUUCCUGGGGGAAAGGGCGUCCAGAGGGGACACUGAUGAGGAUGGAUACAUGACACCCAUGAAGGACAAGAGCUCCUCAGAAUACCUGAAUCCCAUUGAGGAAAACCCAUUUGUCUCACGACGUAAAAACGGUGAGAUCCACGCCUUGGAUAACCCAGGCUACCACAGCACACCCAACAGCCAGCCCAAAGGAGAGGAUGAGUACAUCAACGAGCCCCUCUACCUCAACACAUUCCAUAGCCCUGCUGAGCUGGGCCUGGAAGCCCUGAGGAGAAAUGGUCUACCCUUACCCACCCAGCCUCCUUCCUCCAUCUCCGCCACAACUUCAGGCUCCCACCUCCCGCUUACCAUCCAGACCAGCCUGCCACACUACCCCCUCCCCACAGCCCCCCUCCCCACAGCCCAGCCCUCUCCAUCUGGCAUGCCUUGCCACCAUGGCCCACCGACUCACAUCCUCCAUGCCCAUCUCACCGUCAAACCUGCAGGACAAACUGUCAAUCCAGGUGGCAGCUCCACCAGCCAGAGCCAAACAGGAACUACUGCCCAAGCCCAGGUGUGCCAGUCAGGGGCCCUGUCCACUUCCGCCACCAUCGGGCAUGGCAGCCUGCCAGCCUACCAGAGCCACGCCACCUCGCACCCCGCUAGCUUGCUGAAGCAUGGAGGACUGACAUCAAGUAAAACCAGUGGAAAGAAGCUGAAGGUGACCUUUGACAAUCCAGAAUACUGGCAGCACAGCUUGCCUCCCAAAUCGUCUAAUCAGGCAGCCCCUGACAGCGUCCAGGGAGGUUCCACCAACGCCAAGCUCUUCUAUAAGCAGAACGGACACAUACGGCCGGCGGUAGCUGAAAACCCUGAAUACAUGUCUGAGUUUUCCCUGAAAUCUGGUACUGUCUUGCCACCUCCACCCUACCGGCAGCGGAACACUGUGGUCUAGAUCGUUCUAUUUGACAUACGUUCCUCAAUCUGACUCUAGCCUCCAGCAACCCAGACAUCCUCUCUGGUUCCACUGUUCCACACAGAGGGGAGUGGCCACAACCAGAGCCGCCCCCAACUCUUUCCAACUAACGUGCUAUCUGCUGUAGACUGUAGCGACAUCAGAAGGAGGUGGACCGAACCGAACCAAGCAGAACCAACUCAGACUCACACACCUUCACUAUAUCCAAUCCAGUCCAUUUCUGUUCUGUAGAUAGAGACUGCGCUCCAUUUUACUGAGAAAGUGAAGGUUAUGGUAGUUUUUGGCAAACAACGAAUACAUGACUGUCACACAGCAGUGGACAUACCGUGUUGUCCCAGCGAAGUAGACCACAACAGUGUCAAAUAAGAUGGAUUUGACUUAAGGGACCUGAACUCACUGCCAGCCACUGCGGUGUCAGUUUCAUAAGAGGAACAAGAUGUUUUAUUAUUUUUGGUUCUCCAGUAUAAAGGUCCGAGGAUGAACAAUACUCUUCUGAGGGUUUCUGAAAUAAGCAAACAGACAGAACAAAUACAGUCUGUUAGAUGUCAAGAUGUCUGGUUUUGUGAAUGACCUUGUAGAGUGAGGCGAAACAGCAAAAUAUGGAGGAAAAAAGACUGAAAGGUUUAGUCUGGAGAGUGACUUCCAGUAACAUAAAAGACGGAGCACUGAAAGCUGACCAAUCAUAUUCAAUCUUUUUGCCUAUAGGAUUAUACCGUACGUUCUGGAAAAUUCCAUCAGAUAUGUGAAACUCAUCUCAUCUUUCUACUGUAAUUGUGAUACUGUGAUGGCCAAAACUACAGUGAUCCUUCCUUUCACAUUUGUAGUUCAACCAUGGACUUUUUAACUUGCCUGAAAACACGCAGGGCAACUACUGUUUUGUUGUUUUUGCUUGACUGCUGUCUACUUGGAAAAGCUGAUCAAAAACAGCUUUUCAAAGCCAAAGGGGAAAAAUACACUGUAAACAUUUUUAUAAACACUGGUUGCAGUGGUGAAAAGAUGGAUUUUUAUACACUGGUUUUCCCUUUCAGAUCAUGAAGCUAGCUUAGAUGAGUAAAGAGUGUCUUUACCAUAAGAGUGCUGAAUGGUGUGAUAAGGCCAUCCAUAAAGCAGCUGAACUCAAAAUGGUAGUCCAUUUCAUCUCUUUUGUUCUAUCCUCACUCCCUGGUAGACAGGGAGUGAGGGAGCAAAAGAGAGGAAAAAAUCUACAGAGAGGGGACGGAAAGUUCAUACAAGCCGCCUAAUGAAGACCUCAAGGAAUGAACAAGACAGCACCAGCAGAGCACAGUAAAAACAGACUACUUUUGUGUGUGUGUUUAUGUCUGUGUUUAUGUCAGUGUGAAUGGAAUGAGUGUGUGUGUUCACAAAUUAGCAAGCCAGUUUGGCCCCACAGGGAAUAUCAUAGAAAAAGAGAUGCAGUAGAAGUCGGUGAUGGUCAACAGCUAAAAACCCUCAGUACCACUGCUAACCAACAGUAGACUCAACACUGGUUCGACCUCAAACAAGGCUUCUACCAUAUGACUGCAGUCAAGUAGAAAAUAUUACAUGUUUAAUGUCACCGGUUUGAAUCAAAAGCUCAUUAAGUGACCCAACAGCACCAAAUGGCACCAAAUCUCUGGGAGAUUUUCACAAUUUUAGGAGAUCCUCAACUGUCUUGUUAUUCUCCUUUGGAUUGGGUAUACCUGAGGCUUUAUGCAGAAUCUAUUGAUACACAGAAAGUGAUGGUUUUGUGAUUUUUAAAAUUGUGCCAAAAUUAAUUAAUUUAGAAAAUAGAGUUUGUCUCUGUCACGGUGUUAAUUUCUAAGUGACAUGACCCUUUUGGUAGCUACCACUUUUUGACUUAAUCACUCCUCUCUAUGACAGUAGAUUUGGACAUGAUAAAUUUUUCGCAAUCGUUGGUGAGUCACCUGACACCUAAUUACUACUACCAAUAUUGGUAAAUGUGCCAAAAUUGGGUUGUUUUUUUUCAAGUGCAGCUGUAACGUAAUGUGUAUUUUUUCCAACACUGAAUCUUAACUAGCGCAAAUGGCCACUGUUCGACUAUGCCUCUGAUCCAUCAAGACUUAGCAUCUCUUCUUAGCCCAGAGUGACAUCAUCAAAAGUAUCCCAACUGAGUUUUACUCUUGAGACCAAUAGCGCACUAAUUGCCCCUUUACUCUCAAGAGAAUUGAAAAUUGCUGGUGUAGAGCCAUUAUUUCUUCCGCCAAGCCAUACUGAACACCAGUGGGUGGGAGAACACCACAAAGCUUGCCAAACUUACAAGAUCAAGACAAAAAAAAUUGUAAUGAUGGUUUACCUCAGAGGUCCUUUUGCAAUAUCUCACUAGAAUCACAUCUUAGUUCAAUCAUUAUGAACAAAAUAUUGUAGUUCCUGAACCUUUAGCAAGUUUUUCUAGCCAUUUUCUGUGGAACAUUAACAUUAUUGCUUUUCAUCAUUCUGCUGUGGCAGAUCCCUGUCCAAGCUAUUUUCUUGUGUAGGAUUAGCUUUAUUUUGUGUAUUUUAAUGUCUCUGUGUGUGUGUGUGUGUGUAUGAAAGUGUUUGUCUGAGUGUAUGCGCAUGCAAAGCUGUAUAUGUCUGUCCUCCCCAUGGAGCACUUUGAUCGAACUUGUGGGUAGAAAGAAAGGAUUUCCACCCUUCGUUACUGAAAUAUUCAACUUGUUUAUCCGGCCGUUUACCACUUCAGAAAGCAAAAGCUUUAGCAAAAGUCCAAGGAAGGUACUGCAGCCAGGAGUUCAUGAAGAAAACACAUUUUAGGUGGUACUGACCAUCUUCAAGAAUGUCCUUGUUUCCAAAUUUUUUGUUUUCUUCAAACAGUAUUUAUAAUUCUGCUUUGAUGCUAUCAUGAUUAUUUUAUGAAGGAGUAUUUUGUAGUCCCUUUUGGAACUCCAAUUCAAUGAAAUAGAGACAGCAUUUAAUAUCAAUGUGAAAUAUUUAUAGCGCGUUUGAGCUUGUUUAUACAGAGCAAUGGAAGCGUCUGCCAAAUCUGGGUUUCAAGAAGAAGAAAAAAAUGAAAAGCAUGAUGGUGGUGAAAAGGAAAACAUACGCCUUGGUUUCUCUCUUGUUUGGCCUAAAUUAUACUGCAGACCAAGGCAACAUAUGUAUUUGAAUCAAGAAUAGAUUAGACUGCAACACUGACGCGACGAAUGGCCUCACGUUGUCGAGAGCACUUCAGAGAAUCCAAGGCACUCAGCAACCCUCCGCUUUUAAUUUAAUCUUCUCAAGAGUUUAUUGCCAGAAAAGGAAGAAAAACAUUCCUGUACACGAAGAUCCAAGUCUGACUUAUUUUUGUCAUCCAAAGGCCUUGGUUUCCUUUUUAAAGUACCCCAAUUUGUUUUCUUUUUGUGGAAGCAAUCGUUUUUCCUCUCUACUGACUAAUAUAUCUUUUCUUGUUUCAAACAUAUUUUGCCUUGGCGUUGGGCUGUUACCUGCUGCUAUUUGUCUCAGCCCUAAACACUCUUGUGGCUCAUGGCAGUUCAAGAACACGCCAUUGCAACUGGUGUGUAAGACUGGUCACUUUUUUUAUUUUUACUUUUUACAGUUUCCUCCGAGCCAAGGUGCAGAGGCAUGUAGCCAUGUUGUACUGAAGUGAAUCCUUCAAUAUUUCAUCCUCAGCAGUUACCUACCAUAUAGGCUGCGAUAGAGUCUAAUGUAUAGUACAAUAUCACCUUGCAUGGUACCCAAAGUAAGUGUUUUACUGCCCUCCACCUUUGUAUCUCUUCAAUAUUAUAUUCUAGUUUCUGUCCAGGGAGUGGACAGCGUGGGAGAAAAUAACCAGAUAUUUUUACUGAAUUCAGUAGCACAAACUGGGAAUCCUUAUUUCUGAAAUCUUUCAUGGAUUUGUUUGUGUAUAUAGUACCCUAUAUAAUCUUUUAGUUUUUAGUUUAGAGUUUUGGUUUAAUUUUUUCCAUGUUAUCAACGAUUGUUUUUCUUCAAGGAAAAAGACUUGAAUCUAUGAUUUUUUUUUUCACUAUUGUGUCAAUUACUGCACAUUAUUUAACAUGUUUGUCAUUGUAGCUGCAAUUUUUAGUUGUUUGCAUCUUAAUUGCACAAAUCAUCGCUUAUGAGUGGAGGUCAUUAAUUUUCUGUGUUUAAAUUAUCAGAUCAGUAUAAAUGUACAGAAUCUUUGGGGUUUCCUCCAAAACUUAUCUAACACACUUCAACAACAAAUGUGAAUAAUAUUUUUAUAAAGCACUGAAAUGGCCGACGUGGUGAAUUUGUAAAUAAGGAGGCAAUGCUUUGAAUUUAUAUGGUCUUCUCUCCUACUGCUGUUUUCUCCUGCUUAUAACAACUUGUACAAAAAGAGCCGUACAUAUUUGCUUUAUGUAAGUGUACCUUUUGACUAAUGGGAAUUUGAUUUUAAAAGUGCUUGUUGACACUUUCACAUGUGAAAACUCUGUUCAGUGGCCCUUUUCCAGAGCUUUGUGGCUGUCCUCAUGUAAUGUUUCAGUUUAGUCGAAUGCUGUAAAAGUGGUGACUGGGAAGGGGGGGCGGGGGUUAAAUCCACCUGGUAUCUCCGUUUCGCGUCCCAAUGUCUGCCAUAUUUCAUUUCUCACUCAGUAAUGAGAACACCCCAGAACAAGCGAACAAUACCCUUUUUUCCUCUUUAUCUCUCUAUCUUUUUAAUUCUCAUAAAACUGAAACCAGUGUUGCCAACCAACCCAGAUAAAUUGCAUUUGGGAUUCAGUGUUACCUUCUCAGCUGGAAAUAUUACUGAGCCAAGUCUGACCUCCUCCUCCUCUUACUGAAAGGCAGAGCAUAGCCUUCACAGUACAGUACAUCCUGUUUUUCGUUCAUUUCUGAUUUGUUUUGCAUGCUUUUAGAGGAGACGUAGUAGAGAGAAGGCUUUCCCAGAAACUCCUCCUGGCCUACGUUGGCUUUCCAUCCUUCCCCGUGUCCCAGUUAUUUGAAACCAUACCCUAAGCUUUAUAUCAUAGAAAUACCGUUCCUCAUGUUUGUUACAUGAAUCUGUCAAAAGUAUAUUUUUAAUUUAAUAUAAAUAAAGAUUGAUUCAGUAUA